This is a messenger RNA of Pteropus alecto (black flying fox), 684 nucleotides long. RefSeq names its product potassium voltage-gated channel subfamily E regulatory subunit 4 (gene KCNE4). The transcript has 2 exons. Gene Ontology annotation, biological process: negative regulation of delayed rectifier potassium channel activity; regulation of ventricular cardiac muscle cell membrane repolarization; potassium ion export across plasma membrane. Gene Ontology annotation, cellular component: membrane. The record is from RefSeq and is a predicted model, not a curated record. Gene Ontology annotation, molecular function: voltage-gated potassium channel activity involved in ventricular cardiac muscle cell action potential repolarization; transmembrane transporter binding; delayed rectifier potassium channel activity. NCBI's taxonomy places the organism in Eukaryota, Metazoa, Chordata, Mammalia, Chiroptera, Pteropodidae.
AUGCAUUUCUUGACUAUAUAUCCCGACUGCAGCAGCAGAGUUGUCAGAGCUCUGAGCCCCACACAGAGGAAGAACGCUCUUGGACUUCGCGGUUUAAGAAGUCAGGAUUUGGGACGCAUUUGCCAGCCUUAGGUAAGUUUCUCCCCAGAUCCUGGCUGUGUGAGCCGUGCUUCAAUGCUGAAGAUGGACCCUCUGAACAGCACGCACCCCAGCACCGAAGCCCCUGGCAGCCCCCUGCAAUCCCACGCUCCCAGCAGCGGCGGCAACGGUAACGAAUACUUCUACAUCCUGGUGGUCAUGUCCUUCUAUGGCAUUUUCUUGAUCGGAAUCAUGCUGGGCUACAUGAAAUCCAAGAGGCGGGAGAAGAAGUCCAGCCUCUUGCUCUUGUACAAAGACGAGGAGAGACUCUGGGGGGAGGCCAUGAAGCCGCUGCCGGUGGUCUCGGGCCUGAGGUCGGUGCAAGUGCCCAUGAUGUUCAACAUGCUGCAGGAGAGCAUGGCGCCUGCCUUGUCUUGCACCCUCUGCUCUAUGGAAGGGGACAGCGUGAGCUCUGAGUCCUCCUCGCCGGAUGUGCACCUCACCAUCCAGGAGGAGGGGGCUGAUGAUGAGCUGGGGGAGACUUCCGAGACGCCCCUGAACGAAAGCAGUGAAGGGUCCUCGGAGAACAUUCAUCAGAAUUCCUAG